Puccinia graminis f. sp. tritici CRL 75-36-700-3 is the source of this 2664-nucleotide messenger RNA. RefSeq lists its product as uncharacterized. Bases 1 to 2664 code for a protein of 887 amino acids. Gene Ontology annotation, molecular function: ATPase activator activity; double-stranded DNA binding. The transcript has 14 exons. NCBI's taxonomy places the organism in Eukaryota, Fungi, Basidiomycota, Pucciniomycetes, Pucciniales, Pucciniaceae. The record is from RefSeq and is a predicted model, not a curated record. Gene Ontology annotation, cellular component: transcription factor TFIIH core complex; transcription factor TFIIH holo complex. Gene Ontology annotation, biological process: nucleotide-excision repair.
AUGAGCAGCCUCAGAACAACCACGACCAUCCCAGCCAACAAGACCAGAACAACCACCACCGCCGACUUCAGCUCAGCACUCUACGCCUUCCUCAAUGCACUGCCCAAGCUCACCCUCGCCCGACUCUACAACACCCCGGCCAGCUGUCUCGCUAUCUUCAGGUCACUCACUCUCUCGUGUCUCAUCGAUUCAUCACUUAUCUUUUGUUUUUCGCCCUCUAGGUUGUUGCCCUUGAUCGCUAGACAUCUCGUCCUUAAUCUGCUCUGGUCCGAUCACUCGAUCGACAAAUCCCAGCUCGAGCUUUGGGCCGACAUCAACCAUUCGGAAUCGAGACGUAUACACGUGGAGGAUAGUCUUACGAAGCUCUUUCGCUUGAACAUCGUCGAACAAUCCUCCCUCGACUCAUCAUCAUCUUCCUUUGAUGAUCCAAGGAACCAUCAUCAUCUUACUCUGACUCUAAACCGCUCGUUCCAGCAAAACUUCCGACGCGCUUUGACGGGAGGCGGGAACCAUUGCUCAUUUGGUGUGCCUUGUAAUACCUCGUCUAACGCGGUGGUUUCGAUCGACGAACUGGAUCGAUAUGGGACCGAGAAAUGGGAGACGAUUCUUCAUUACAUGGUUGGCUCCCGAUUACCCACUAAACCGAGCCAUAAUAUCCUCAGCUUGUUGGGUCAAAGUGGCUUGAUGACCUCCUCAGAUCCAAGGUCGCUCCAGAGUUUGAAGAUCACUUCGAAAGGGUUUGGGUUUCUGCUAGAAGACGUGAACACUCAGUUGUGGGAUAUCUUACUCCAAUAUCUCAAGAUGACCGAGGUUAAUGGACUCGAUGUGGUUGACGUCUUGGCUUGCUUGUUUAUGCUGGGAAGUUUGGAAUUAGGUCAAGAAUAUUCUUUUUCUAAUUGGACUCCAACUCAAACACAGGUCCUACAAGACUUAGUAGAUUACGGUUUAGUACUUGUUUCGGCUCCAGAUCGGUUCUACCCUACUCGAUUAGCGACCACUCUUACCUCUACAGCCCCUCCUUUGGUCUCCGCCGAAAGGGCACAAGAAGAACACGGGUUCUUGGUCCUCGAGACUAAUUAUCGGAUCUAUGCAUACACCAGCAAUCCAUUACAGAUCGCCGUGUUGAACUUAUUUCUUUCGUUAAGGUAUCGGUUUCCGAACUUGGUGGUAGGAGCGGUGACGAGAGAAUCGAUCAAGUCGGCGCUGUCGAACGGGAUCACGGCCGACCAAGUGAUCAUGUAUCUGCACACUCAUGCUCAUCCUCAGAUGAGGAAACUCGAGCCACUCUUGCCACCGACGGUCGUCGAUCAAAUCCGACUAUGGGAGCUUGAAAAAAAUCGGAUCCGUGCUCAAGAAGGUUAUUUAUAUGAGGAUUUUAAAUCGGCAGCUGAGUAUGAUUCAGUCAUCCAAUACUCCAGGAAGCUGGGCAUCGUCUUAUGGGAACAUGCUGGCCUGAGGAAGUUGUUUGUCGGAUACGAUGGCCAUCUUACUCUGCGAGAGUUUUUUCGACGUGGAGGAGCAUCGAAUGGGAAUAUAGAGCAAUCUGAUUCUGGAGUGAACCUGGGUGACCGGAGCUCGGAUCUCGGAUCGGCUUGGGCCGCACCCGACCGACUGAGCUGCAAGCUUUUACAUAACACGCGCCGAUGGUCUACAACCCUCGGAGGCUCGGAUGCCUGGCGGCCGCCUAACUUUUCGAGUAUGGACCAACAUCAAUCAAAUCAUCCCAUGAGGAGUCUUCUGGAUAAGACAUACGCAACUUCAACAUCGACUCAAAACAUCGCCAUCCUCUCGCCUUUCGUCCAGCUUUCAUUCGUCUUCCAUCUUGCCAUAGCCCAGCUUCAAAGACAUAUCCAGGAGACUCCUGACUGUGUCGUGACAGUGAUCGGAUCUUCCUCCCAAGCUGCUUUCCAGAAUACGUUGGCCGAUGAACAUGAUGCGGUCUUGUUCACUGACUCGUCCUCCGACUGUCUGACCAAGACCCUUCUCGAACGCAUCGAAUUCCGAUUUUGUGCGGAUUUAGCUCAACUUCUGACUCUCUUAUGUGAGCUGGGUCACUCACCCGUCGAGAGACCGACUCUUAAUGAUGAUGAAGAGGAUCGUGGAAUGAGGAGUCGACGGAUUGGGCUAAUAAUCACCGACCUGACAAGCUACUUGAUCUCUUUGCCGACGCCAACACUCUCGGAUCUUACGCGCUUGCUAGGCUUCCUCAGUUGUACCCAAACACGACUACCAUCAAUCCAUCAUCAUCAUCAUCAUCAUCAUCAUCCACUCCAGAAUCCGCCGCCAAUUUAUCUGGUCGAUCGUGUCGAUCACACUCAGAAAUGGCCCUUGUCGACUCCGACCGCCGAUCCUGAAGAUCUCAGGAACAUACUCGAGAUCUUCCGUCAUUUCUUUGCUCAGAUUUGGACGAUUGAUGGGCUUCAUGAAACUGAUUCCAACACGGGUGACGAUAGUCCUACUACUACUCCUGCGGCUGUUGGGACCUCUAGCAGUCCUAAGCCCGGGCGAUACCGGCUGUAUUCUUUACGCUCGGCGGCGGAUUCUUCCGCCGAUGAUGACGAUCAGAUCACGUAUCAGGUCCUCGAACAGGAUGCACUCGACCCCCAAUAUUCCGCGCAUCCUGAAAGGUUACUUCGGAAGACUGUCGUUGUUCCAGGCUGCUAG